AUGGCUAGAGAUCAGUCAGAUGACCCCCAAAACCCGUUCUUCCUUCACGGUGCCGACCACCCCAGUUUAGUUUUGGUGUCCAAUCUUCUCAAUGGCAACAACUACAACACAUGGGAGAGAGCAAUCAAGAUAGCAUUGACCGUCAAAAAUAAAUUGGGAUCAAUAGACGGAUCCUACGAUCAACCGAGCAACACCGACUCCCAUGCCGCAGCUUGGUCGCGUUGUAAUAGUAUGGUGAUUUCUUGGUUGCUGAAUGCUGUAACCAAGGAGAUAGCUGACAGCUUGUUAUACCAUGAAAGUGCACAAUCUAUCUGGACCAAUUUGCAGCUCCGUUAUCAGCAGAGCAAUGCACCGCGCAUCUACCAACUGAAACAGAGCAUGAACAACCUUGUUCAAGGGUCACUCAGCAUCAACGCAUUCUAUACACGAAUGAAAACAAUCAGGGACGAUCUGAAAACUUAUCAACCAGCUCCAACCUGUCACUGCGGAAACAUGAAGGCGUGGAAUGAUUAUCAGGAACAAGAGUUUGUCAUGACUUUCUUAAUGGGAUUAAAUCCCUCAUAUGCUGCUGUUAGAGCCCAAAUUUUGAUGAUGGAAUGCUCUCUGUCCAUUUUGAAGGUCUUCUUGCUGGUGGUGCAGGAAGAGCGGCACCGUGCAAUCGGCUUUGACGCACACGCAGAAACGGGUCAGGGGUCUGGAUCUUCCGUUGCCCUAACUCAAGGAAGGAGAUGA
Carica papaya (papaya) is the source of this 732-nucleotide messenger RNA. NCBI's taxonomy places the organism in Eukaryota, Viridiplantae, Streptophyta, Magnoliopsida, Brassicales, Caricaceae. The record is from RefSeq and is a predicted model, not a curated record.